Zootoca vivipara (common lizard) is the source of this 4339-nucleotide messenger RNA. It is a transcript of the gene NLRC3, whose product is annotated as NLR family CARD domain containing 3. The record is from RefSeq and is a predicted model, not a curated record. Gene Ontology annotation, molecular function: protein binding. Lineage: Eukaryota; Metazoa; Chordata; Lepidosauria; Squamata; Lacertidae.
CACCCUUCUGCACUGGGUUGUCUUGCAGCUUUUGAAAUGAACAGGAAGGAAGAUCAAAUGAGACCCACAGCACAGGAAGAGGUGAGUAGCAUUUUUUAAUUUAUUUAAAAAAGAAUGAGACGGAAAGAAAGCAGCUCAACUGAAACAGCAGCAGCGACAGCAAUACAGAGACAAGGAAAUCCGUAGUUAUCUGUGUGGCUCAGUCUUCUUUAUAAUUCUACUUUCCUUGAACCGAGGGGCGUUCAAAAGAGGCUAAAAUUCGUCUUUGCCUUAUGCAAACUGCAAAAUGUUCGGAAGGAAUCCUAAUAGAUAGAAGGUCUUAUUGGAAACGGCACGUACUCUUUCGAUUCAGGCCAUCAAGACAAGUGCAUUCAAGUUACCCAGGAAGUAUCCUGGUUCUGACAAGGUAACUUUGAAGCAGGUUGCAGCGGCCUUUGUUGGCAGGCUCAAAAUGUGGCAUCUGCCUUAACAGAAAACCCCAGGGAGUCUGCAAGAAAUGGAGGCAUUAAAAAAACAUAUUUAUGAAUUUAUAAGAGUACAAAAUACAGAACUGAAGAAUAAAAAAGAAAAAAUUGAAAGAAAAGGAAGGGGGAAAAGGAAAAAAAUUACAUCAAUCCAUAAUUCUAUUCCACCGACUUCCCUUCCAUCCUUCCAUGGCUUCCUAAAGUUUCCCAUUCCUGCUGCAUUUGUGGAGAAGUAAUCACAGUGAUGGAUGAGUUUGAGUUUGGAUUUGAUAUCCUGCUUUAUCAUUACCCGAAAGAGUCUCAAAGCGGCUAACAUUCUCCUUUCCCUUCCUCCCCCACAACAAACACUCUGUGAGGUACUUAGAUUGCAAGCCAUUCACGAAGAGUCGGACAUGGCUAAACGACUAAACAACAACAAAUAACCAUGGAGAAAGGCUAGCCCAGGGAAUCUCCCCAAGCAGCAUGGACAGAGCAGGGUGAAGUAGAAUCUCUCACCUGCAUCCCCCACGCGGCGCAGGUGCUCGUUCAGGUGCUCCAGAGCAAACCCCCGAUGGAUGAGCUGAUGGUGCAAAAACAUAUGGAGACUCUGCAGAGCUGGUGUGGCACAAGCACAGGAGGGGCCUCCUUGGAGAGGCUGACUGAUCUCCUCCUGGUGGAAGGGCUGACCGAUCUCCAGCAGAAGCAACAUGAUUUUGUACAGAUUGAAACAAUCAAAGGCAUGAGGAACGUCUCCAAGAAGAUUCCCUUGGAGAAACUCUUCCUGCCUUUGUCCAAAUUUACCAUCCCCCCGCGAAUUUUGGUGACCAUUGGAGUUGCCGGCAUUGGCAAGAGCACUUUGGUCAAGCUGUUUGUCCACACCUGGGCAAAGGGAGAGAUUGGCAAGGAUUUUACGUUUGUCUUGCCUCUCACCUUCCGGGAACUGAAUGCUUACGACAAGCUCUCUGCAGAGAAGCUGAUCCGGCUGGCAACCCCCCAGUUAGCUGAGCCGAGCUUUCUCUCCAUCGACACGGCCAAGACUCUCCUCAUCCUGGAUGGUCUGGAUCAGUUUAAAACUCUGCUGGAUUUCUCCAAUGCCGUCGUUUGCACAGACCUCCGAAAGGAGGUCCAGGUGGAUAACUUGAUCACCAACAUCAUCCGAGGCAAUCUGUUGCAAGAGGUUUCUGUCUGGAUCACCUCGCGGCCAACGGCAACCACGCAGAUCCCGGGCGGUCUUGUGGACCGGAUGACUGAAGUGCAGGGUUUUGGAGAUGCAGAGAUCAAAGACCAUUUAGAUCACAUGUUUGCUGAGAACCAGGGCUUAUCCGAUGGUGUGUUGCGGCAUCUCAAGGCAAGCAGGUCUUUGUACAUCCUGUGCACAGUGCCAGCUUUCUGCCAGACGUGUGGGUCCUCCAUGGGGUACUUUCUAAGGAGCGCCGAUCAAUCUCCAGAAGCAUUGACUGCUCCUAAAACUUUGUCGGAAAUCUAUUCCUGUUACUUUAAAAUGGCGCUGUGUAGCGACUGGCCAGGGAAACAGAAGGAAGCCCUCAAAAUAGACCAGCUGCUGAACAAUGGCAAGAAAAUGAUGAACUGCCUAGGCCGCUUGGCAUUUUACAGCCUAAUCAAGAGGAAAUACAUGUUCCAUGAGCAGGACAUGAAAGCCUAUGGCGUAGACCUCUCUUCUCUCCAAGUUAGCUUGUGCAAUAGGCUCUUGCUUAAGGAAGAGACUCCAUUUUCCACCAUUUACUACUUCCCCCACUUAACAUUUCAAGAAUUCCUGGCAGCCACCUAUUAUUACACUGCUGCAAAGCGGGCUCUUUUUGACCUCUUUGUGGAGAGUGGCAUGUCCUGGCCAAAGUUUGGCUUCCUCAACCACUUUAAAAACGCCCUCCAAAGAUCUCUGCAGUCUGAGGACGGGCACCUGGACGUCUUUGUGCGCUUCCUCUCAGGCCUCCUCGCCCCACAGGUGAACAAAGUCCUGUCCGAUUGGUUCUUGGCGAGGGACGAGCACCACGGUUACCGGAGUCACGUGGUUGGCCUCCUGCAGAACCUCCUGGGAGCAGACCAAGCCGUCUCCUGUGGGUCCAUCAACCUCAUGCGGUGUUUACAUGAGAUUCAGCAUGUGGACGUUGUCGCGAGCCUCGAAGAGGCAAUGAAGAGCGAGGCCCUGGCUGGGAUGUUGACGCCGGUCAACUGCUCUGCCUUGGCUUAUCUCCUGCAGACCUCGGAGGUUUGUGUGGAAGAGGCAAACCUCUCCAACUGCCUCACCUACCAUGCUUUCCAGAGCCUUCUCUCUCAGCUCCUCUACUGCAAUAAUCUCAGGCUAGACUACAACCAGUUUAAAGACAGUGCUAUGGACCUGCUGGGCAGUGUGCUGAGCGGAAAGGACUGCCAGAUUCAGAAAAUAAGCUUGGUGGAAAACAAGAUUGGUGACAAAGGUGCUAAAGCUCUUGCCCGGUCCUUGAUGGUCAACAGGAGCCUGAUGGCGCUGGAUCUUCGUAGUAAUUCCAUAGGACCCAAAGGAGCGAAGGCCCUUGCUGACUCGCUGAAAAUCAACCAGUACUUGCUUUCUCUCAACCUCCAGAACAACGCCAUCAAGGAAGAAGGUGCCAAAUGCCUGGCCGAGGCUCUCACCAGCAACCACAGCCUGAGGACUCUGCACCUCCAGAAGAACUCUGUUGGACCCCAAGGUUCAAAGAAAAUAGCAGAAGCACUGAAGACUAACUGGGGCCUCAAGGAGCUGAUAUUGUCCAGUAACUGUGCUGGAGACACUGGUGCUGCAGCCCUGGCAGAAGGACUGAAGGUGAACCACACCCUUUUAACCCUGGAUCUCCAGAGCAAUUCAAUCAGCGACACAGGGGUGACUGCGCUCACUCGAGCCCUUUGCUCUAACCAAGGCCUCACCAGCCUCAACCUGCGGGAGAACUCUAUAAGCAAAGACGGAGCUCAAGAGAUUGCCAGUGCCCUUCGAGCUAACAGCACCCUGAGGAACUUGGACUUGGCUGCCAACCUGCUGCAUGACGAAGGCGUCCAGGCCAUUGCGCUGGCAUUGAAGGAGAACCAAGCGCUCACUUCCCUGCACUUGCAGUGGAAUUUCAUCCAGUUCAAAGCAGCCAAGGCCUUGAGCCAAGCCUUGCAGGUCAAUGAGAGUCUCUCUAUCUUGGAUUUACAGGAAAAUGCAAUUGGGGACGAAGGAACAGCUGCCCUGGCUUCUGCUCUGAGGGUGAACUCAACACUCACUGCGCUCUACCUCCAGGUGGCGCUGAUAGGCGAGAGUGGAGCCAAAGCUCUAGGAGAUGCCCUGGUUCUUAACAAGAGCCUUGCGACACUAGACUUGAGAGGAAAUGCCAUCGGUUUGGCAGGGGCAAAGGCAAUGGCCAAUGCCUUGAAAGUUAACGGCACCCUCCGCAGGCUGAACCUCCAAGAGAACUCCCUAGGCAUGGAUGGAGCGAUCUGCAUUGCCACAGCUCUGACUGGAAGCCACAGCCUCACCUACAUCAACUUACAGGGAAACAAAAUAGGUGAAUCGGGAGCCAAGGUGAUUGCUGAUGCCAUCCGUACAAAUGCCCCCAGCUGCAUUGUGGAGAUGUGAAAGAGAAACUUCCCUGGAGGAGGUGCUCUGGGAUCCCAGACAUCCUGCGCCCUGGAGACAUGCCCCUUCCUCACAAAUGGCUCACUGACAAGGAUGCUGCGCAAAGGGAGAUCACCAGGGAGUGAAAGGAUGCUGCAAUGGAUGGUACUAAGUGGGGAUGUGGCCUGAGCCGAAGGCAGUUGUGGAAGAGGACGACAAACCUUGUGAUUUCCAUUCUGGACAUUUGUUCCUGCUGGUGAAGGUGGUUCGGUGCUUCAGACAUUUUGUGGGUGGAUCUGCAGCAGUGGUUUGUGCCUUCCUGAUAAAC